GCAAGUUAUGGAACGAAGGAAAAAAUGAACCAAAUGGUCAACGGAUCUUCCAACUCUGAUUCGAACUCAUCUUCAAACUUCGUUCCACGUUCCGCGGCUGCGAAGAUUAACGAAUGCGGCAUAAGAGAUGUAUGGGCGAGCAAUUUAGAGGAGGAGUUUAGCAAGAUACGAGUUGUGAUAAUGAAAUAUCCUGUUGUAGCUAUGGAUACCGAGUUUCCCGGUGUUGUUGCAAGACCAAUCGGCGAGUUUCGUAGCUCGACCGAUUAUCAGUAUCAGCUGCUUCGAUGCAACGUUGAUCUGCUGAAACUGAUUCAAGUUGGACUGACGUUUUUCGAUGAUGAUGGGAAUACACCGCCAGAUUACUGUACUUGGCAGUUUAACUUCAAGUUUAGCCUAGGCGAGGACAUGUACGCUCAGGAUUCAAUUGAUCUUCUCCAGAACUCAGGUAUUCAGUUCAAGCACCACGAGGAUGAUGGAAUUGAGGUGUUUCAUUUUGCCGAACUGUUGAUAACAUCCGGUCUGGUACUGUGCGAAAACGUGAAAUGGUUAUCAUUUCACAGCGGAUAUGACUUUGCUUACUUGCUAAAAAUUCUUACCAACGUUUCGCUGCCUGCGGACGAAGUUGAAUUUUUCGAAUUGCUCCAGCUGUUUUUUCCUGUUAUCUACGACGUAAAGUAUUUGAUGAAAUCUACAAAAAACUUGAAGGGCGGACUUCAGGAAGUUGCUGAUCUGCUUAAAAUUGAACGAGUGGGACCCCAGCAUCAAGCCGGUAGUGAUAGUCUUCUUACUGGAGUCACGUUUUUUAAAAUGAAAGAGGUCAGUCGUUUUUAA
Molecule: messenger RNA, 831 nt
Organism: Soboliphyme baturini
Lineage: Eukaryota; Metazoa; Nematoda; Enoplea; Dioctophymatida; Soboliphymatidae
Source: the annotation of a GenBank genome assembly